UAGAAACGUCUGCUGCAUUCCAUAUAGAUAGCCGACUAGUACGUCUGGUACUUGCAACUAGCUAAUCAUGGCGUCCUACAUUGGCAACAAAACCAUGAUCACAUUCACAGCGGCAGCCCUGAUGAUUCUUGCUGUGAUGACCAUGGUGGUCGAGGCUCGAGACCUGUCCACCUCCACAGGUGGCUAUGGCGAGGAGGCCAUGAAAGUGAGGCACCAGCAAUGGAUGGCGGAGCAUGGCCGCACCUACAAGGACGAGGCCGAGAAGGCGCGCCGGUUCCAGGUAUUCAAGGCGAACGCCGAUUUUGUUGACAGGUCCAAUGCCGCAGGAGGCAAGAGCUAUGAGCUGGCGAUCAACGAGUUCGCUGACAUGACCAACGACGAGUUCGUGGCCAUGUACACUGGGCUCAAACCAGUGCCGGCAGGGCCGAAGAAGAUGGCCGGUUUUAAGUACGAGAACCUUACUCUUUCAGACGUCGACCAGCAGGCGGUUGACUGGAGGCAGAAAGGCGCAGUGACCGGUAUCAAGAAUCAAGGCCAAUGUGGUUGCUGUUGGGCAUUCGCUGCAGUGGCGGCCGUGGAGAGCAUCCACCAGAUCACGACGGGCAACCUGGUGUCGCUAUCGGAGCAGCAGGUGCUGGAUUGCGACACCGACGGGAACAACGGCUGCAACGGCGGCUACAUUGACAACGCCUUCCAGUACAUCAUCAGCAACGGCGGCCUCGCCACGGAAGACGCCUACCCAUACGCCGCUGCACAGGGCACGUGCCAGUCGUCGGUCCAGCCGGCGGUCACCAUCAGCAGCUACCAGGACGUGCCAAGCGGCGACGAGGCAGCGCUCGCCGCAGCCGUCGCCAACCAGCCGGUGGCCGUGGCUAUCGACGCGCAUAACAACUUCCAGUUUUACAGUAGCGGGGUGUUGACCGCGGACACCUGCGGCACGCCCAGCUUGAACCAUGCCGUCACGGCGGUGGGCUACAGCACGGCGGAGGAUGGGACCCCGUACUGGCUGCUCAAGAACCAGUGGGGGCAGAACUGGGGAGAGGGAGGAUACCUCAGGGUGGAGAGAGGCACAAACGCCUGCGGUGUCGCCCAGCAAGCCUCCUACCCGGUCGCACGAUGAACAAACUACCUAAGGCCACGUUCGUUUCACCGGGAAUGAGCUCCGGGAAGAAUUCCUGGCUGGAUUGUUAUUGUAAUUUAUAUAAACUUUUACAACCGGAUUAAUUCCAGGCCUGUAAAUGCUGUAACCGAACAAGCCCUAAAUAACGUACGGAUCGCUAUUCUACGUACAUGAAGGCAUGCAUAAGAAAGACUAAUAAGGAAAAUAAAGCAUGCACACAUAUUGAUAGUACAUACAAACACAAUUGUUAUGCAACACUCCAAAUA
Sorghum bicolor (sorghum) is the source of this 1386-nucleotide messenger RNA. Its product is annotated as ervatamin-B. The transcript is spliced from 2 exons. The coding region runs from base 68 to 1120 and encodes 350 amino acids. Gene Ontology annotation, cellular component: lysosome. Lineage: Eukaryota; Viridiplantae; Streptophyta; Magnoliopsida; Poales; Poaceae. The record is from RefSeq and is a predicted model, not a curated record. Gene Ontology annotation, molecular function: cysteine-type endopeptidase activity.